Messenger RNA from Oryza sativa Japonica Group (Japanese rice), 3670 nucleotides. Its product is annotated as phospholipase D alpha 1. Gene Ontology annotation, molecular function: calcium ion binding; D-type glycerophospholipase activity. Lineage: Eukaryota; Viridiplantae; Streptophyta; Magnoliopsida; Poales; Poaceae. The record is from RefSeq and is a predicted model, not a curated record. Gene Ontology annotation, cellular component: plasma membrane. Gene Ontology annotation, biological process: phospholipid catabolic process; phosphatidylcholine metabolic process.
GAAGAUUGAAAACCAAGGCCCAAUAACUGAAGAUGGUGGUGUUUUGAUGAUGAAGUCCCUGCCUGAACCCUGGUGUUUUUUGUGGACUCUGAAUUUGGUCUUCUAGGAGCUGCUGAUGCUGUACAAAUCUGCUUUUUGGUUUAGUUUCUGGAGAGUGUAAUCUAGCUUGUGCCUUUUAGUUGUUCUGUUGUCAGAAUAUAACAGAAUGCUAAGCUUGGCAAUCCCUGCACUCCAGCAGAAUCCCCUCCUUUUCUUUUCAUUAGAUUCUUGCUCUAUUACUUUAUACUACUGUGAAUCUGUUUAUUUGAUGUUCAAAAGGAAAUGACAUCAAUUCUAUCUUGAAGGGAGAACAUUUGUAUUCAGUCCAACCUAAGUGCAACACUCAAUAGAAAGCACACAUAAUUUUGCUGGAGCAGUAAACUGCAAAAAUAAAAUGACACUGCACUCGAAUCUUCACCACUUUCUCGCUCAUCUUUACACGUACCUGAAAUCAUUUUGUUUUAGACAAAGCGUACCUGAAAUCUAGAAGAAAUAUCAUCUCGCGAAAGCAAGGGAAAUCUAGUAGCAACGAACUUGUCCUUUACUUUUCUUCCACUGCUCAAGAUCCCUUGCUGCGAUACCCUUCCAUUAGCCCCCUCGAGCUGUCUUCUCUUCUGAAUUGUUCUUCAAGGAAGGUAGAAAAGAAUGCAUAGUUUAGUAGACUGUUGACCCACAGAACAAAUUUCUGGCACCUUUUUCUCCAUGGAUAAUCCUUUGCAGCCGCAACAUGCUCUGCAAUCUGGGUUUGAUCAGAGUAGUAGUAUAUAUUGCACUUGUCUUGGCAUGUUAGGCUCUGAACAAUCUUAGGUUUUGGGGCAACGAGUGCAAGAACUGAACCAGAAGGAGGAGAUCGGAAGCCGGGCGCCAUGGCACGGAUGCUGCUGCACGGGGUGAUCGACGCCAAGAUCGUGGAAGCAGACCUGUCCGUGACGUCAGAUGGGCAGCUCAGGCCGUCCCGGAAGACUCUGAUGAAGAAGAAGGUCUUCUCAUGGAUCAAGAAGAAGCUGCCCUUCUGCAACAGCUGCCAGACGCAGCAGGUGGAGAACGCCGUCGGCCUCGGCCCGCUGUCCGGCAAGCUGUAUGCGACGGUGGACAUCGACAAGGCCCGCGUCGCGCGGACGCGCACGGUGGAGCCGACGGGCACGCCGCGGUGGAAGGAGUCGUUCCACAUCUACUGCGCGCACUACGCCGGCGACGUCAUCUUCACCGUCAAGGCCGAGAACCCCGUCGGCGCCACGCUCAUCGGCCGCGCCUACCUCCCCGUCGACGAGGGCCUCGCCGCCGGUGCGCCGGUGUCCGACCUGUGGCUCCCCAUCUGCGGCGAGGGCCGCCGCCCGAUCGACGGCGGGGACAAGAUACGCGUCCAGCUCCGGUUCACCGGCGUCGCCGCCGACCCGGCGGCGCGCUGGGGCGCCGGCGUCGGGAGCGGCGCGUACCAGGGCGUGCCGCGCACCUUCUUCCCGCAGCGCCGCGGGUGCCGCGUCAGGCUGUACCAGGACGCGCACAUCGCCGACGGCUUCGCGCCGCGCAUCCAGCUCGCCGGGCGCAGGUGGUACGAGCCGCGGCGGUGCUGGGAGGACGUGUUCGACGCGAUCAGCAGCGCCCGGAGGAUGGUGUACGUCGCCGGGUGGUCCGUCAACACCGACGUCGUGCUGGUGCGGCGGCCGUCGUCGUCGUCGGAGACGCUCGGCGAGCUGCUCAAGAGGAAGGCCGAGCAGGGCGUGAUGGUGCUGCUGCUGGUGUGGAACGACCGGACGUCGGUGGGUCUCGGCCCGAUCCGCCGCGACGGGCUGAUGGCGACGCACGACCAGGACACGGCGAGGUACUUCGAGGGCACCAAGGUCCACUGCGUCCUCUGCCCCCGGAACCCCGACCAGGGCCGGAGCUACGUGCAGGACGUCGAGACGGCCACCAUGUUCACGCACCACCAGAAGACGGUGAUCGUCGACGGCGGCGGCGGGAAGACGGCGCCGGGCCUCGUGAGCUUCCUCGGCGGCAUCGACCUGUGCGACGGGAGGUACGACACGCAGGAGCACCCGCUGUUCCGGACGCUCGACACCACCCACCGCGGCGACUUCCACCAGCCCAACUUCCCCGGCGCGUCCAUCGCCAAGGGCGGGCCGAGGGAGCCAUGGCACGACAUCCACUGCCGCGUCGAGGGCCCCGCGGCCUGGGACGUGCUCGACAACUUCGAGCAGCGGUGGCGCAAGCAGGCCGGCAGGGGCAAGGACAGCCUUCUGGUCACCCUCGACCGGAGCAUGGCCGCGCGCGACGCCGACCAGGCCGACCCGGAGCACUGGAACGUGCAGGUGUUCCGCUCCAUCGACGGCGGCGCGGCGGCGGGGUUCCCGGAGAGCCCCGACGAGGCCGCGGCGGCGGGGCUGGUGUCCGGCAAGGACCAGGUGAUCGAGCGCAGCAUCCAGGACGCGUACAUCCACGCGAUCCGGCGCGCCCGCGACUUCAUCUACGUCGAGAACCAGUACUUCCUGGGGAGCUCGUACGCGUGGCGCGGCGGCAAGGGCGGCGUGGCGAGCGUGGAGGGGAUCAACGCGCUGCACCUGGUCCCGAGGGAGCUCUCCCUCAAGAUCGCGAGCAAGAUCGCCGCCGGCGAGCGGUUCGCCGUGUACGUGGUGGUGCCGAUGUGGCCGGAGGGCGUGCCGGAGAGCGACUCCGUGCAGGCCAUCCUGGACUGGCAGCGGCGCACCAUGGAGAUGAUGUACAGGGACGUGGACGCCGCCAUCCAGGCCAAGGGGAUCCGCGCCGACCCCACCGACUACCUCAACUUCUUCUGCCUCGGCAACCGCGAGCGCCUCCCCGUCCCCGGCGGGUACAGCUACGAGCCAACGGAGCGCCCCGACCCCGACACCGACUACAUGAGGGCGCAGAACGCCCGCCGCUUCAUGAUCUACGUCCACGCCAAGACGAUGAUAGUGGACGACGAGUACAUCAUCGUGGGGUCGGCGAACAUCAACCAGAGGUCGAUGGACGGCGGGCGGGACACGGAGAUCGCGAUGGGCGCGUACCAGCCGAGCCACCUGGCGUCGGUGAACCGGCCGGCGAGGGGCCAGGUGCACGGCUUCCGCCUCGCGCUGUGGCACGAGCACCUGGGCAGGGCGGCUGCGGCGUCGGCCGCCGGCGAACUCCUCCGGCCGUCGAGCCUGGCGAGCGUGAGGCUCGUGAACCAGGCGGCGCGGCGCCACUGGGACGCGUUCGCGAGAGGCGACGGCGACGGCGCGCCGCCGACGGAAGACCUCCCGGGCCACCUGAUGGCGUACCCGGUGCGCUGGACGGGCUGCGGCGGCAGCGACGGCAGCGACGGCAGCGACGGCAAGCUCGUCGCGGCGACGGAGACGUUCCCGGACACCAAGGCGAAGGUGCUGGGUGCCAAGUCUGACGUGCUCCCGCCCAUCCUCACCACAUGAGGAUGAGGAAGUCCCCAUGCGUCGUCAUGCUGUGCUUGCUGAGUGCAGAAAUGUUCGUUUACGUGCAAUGCAAGGUGGUUGUGAACUUACAAGUGUACAUGCUGUAUCAGGCUCUAAACGUCAAACAAACGUGCAUGUUUCGAUUGUGAUCAAUUGCUCAAAUUCUUCACUUGUAAAUAAAUACUCCCUCCAUACCAUAAUGUUUUAAA